This is a messenger RNA of Exophiala aquamarina CBS 119918, 1833 nucleotides long. RefSeq lists its product as uncharacterized. The transcript is spliced from 2 exons. The record is from RefSeq and is a predicted model, not a curated record. Bases 1 to 1833 code for a protein of 610 amino acids. NCBI's taxonomy places the organism in Eukaryota, Fungi, Ascomycota, Eurotiomycetes, Chaetothyriales, Herpotrichiellaceae.
AUGAGUUUGAGAAACCCAAAUAAGAGCCAUGUGCAAGGCAUGGUAAGGUCUCGAAAGUUACUGGUUCUCACUUUCCUGAUUGCCACUGCGAUAUUCACAGUUCUCUGGCUGCGGGACCCCUAUUCCAUCGAGGAAUCCACCCAGAAUAUCCUUCACGGCCACCAUGCGCACGAAGAAAACCGUCCUGUCCUUCCUGCGAGCUCCCUGUCUCAUCCCAUCCACAAACUAGUCGCGAAGGCGGAUGGAGAUUUUACUGCAGUUCUUGCUCGCCAGUCACGCUCUCUUGCCGAUGCCGUCGCAGAGUACCGCAGGCGAUACAAAUUGCCGCCUCCGCCGAAUUUCGACAAGUGGUACAACUUCGCGAAGAAGAGAGGUGUGGAGCUGAUUGACGAAUAUGAUACUAUCUACCACCAGCUCCUCCCAUUUUGGGCUCUGGAACCGUCGGUCAUUCGUGAAAGGACCAGAGAGGCGAUUGGAUUCGACAACGCACUGAUUGCAGUGAUGAUUCGCAACGGGGAGGUCACCCGGAUCGAAGGUGGUGGUGACAUGUAUCAAUGGCAUCGCGAGGCGACGCCCAUUAUGUUGAAAGAUUUUCUCAGAUAUUUACCCGAUAUGGAUCUGCCAUUUAACAUUCAUGACGAACCAAGGGUUGUGAUGCAGCAUGACGAUCUGCUGCAUCAUGUUCAGGUCGCCACGGACCAGAAUAUGCCAAAGGCUUACGAGAGCAAGGAUUUGAAAAACCACUGGUCUCCCAGACCCGAAGACUUGGGCGAGGGGAUCAGGAUCAAAGAGUACCGGACAACCCGUUUCAAUCGCUUUGCGCAUCAACCGACCUGGAGCAAUUCUCGGCUAUCCUGUUCCCCUGAUAGUCCUGCUCGGUCAUGCCUGAAUGACUCCUGUCCGGAUAACGUGACCGCAUAUUCAGACCUCCCCUUGGGUUUCAUUCGAAACACUACAGCCUUUUCAGAUAUUUGUAACUCACCAAGCAUGGAGAAGUCUUUUGGAUUCUUUGACCGACCCAACGCCUUCGAUGUAACACAUGACCUCUUCCCAAUAUUCUCACAAUCCAAAAUCUCCAGCUUCCAAGACAUCCUCUAUCCAUCGCCUUGGUAUUAUAUGGGUCGGGUCAAGUAUGAAAAGGAGAAGGAUAUGCCAUGGGAGCAAAAAGACCCGACGAUGUUUUGGCGAGGGAGUACGACCGGAGGCUUCUCACGAGAUGGGGGAUGGAGAAGACAGCAUCGUCAACGUUUUCUGACCAAGAUUCAACCACUGAGCAAUUCGAAGAUUCUGGAACUUGAUAACUCAACCACCACCCCCGACAUGUGGCGCGAGAAGGAGAUCCGAACCGAAUCCAUGGCUCAUUAUUUCGAUGUCAAGUUCACCCACAUUGGACAAUGUGACCCAGGCGACUGUGACGCACAGCGCGCAUACUUCGGCACUGUCGAGCCUGUCAAUAUGUUUGACGCCUUCAACGCCCGUUAUCUCCUCGAUAUUGAUGGAAAUGCUUUUUCGGGUCGUUACUACGCCUGGCUCUUGAGUAAAUCCAUCGUGUACAAACUCGCCGUCUUCCGUGAGUGGCACGACGAGUGGUUGCGACCAUGGGUUCACUACGUUCCGCUGGGCUUGGUUGGGGAUGAAUAUGUCGAGUCAGUCCGAUACUUCGAUCAAGUCGAAUCCGGGAAGAUUGAAGCCAAGAAAAUCGCCGAUCAAAGCCGUCAGUGGGCGCAAAAGGCGCUUAGAAACGAGGACUUGGAAGUUUGGUAUUUCAGGUUGUUGCUUGAAUACGGCCGUUUGAUCGACGAUAACAGGUAUAACAUUGGAUUCAGCCUGUGA